Ilex paraguariensis (yerba mate) is the source of this 3480-nucleotide messenger RNA. NCBI's taxonomy places the organism in Eukaryota, Viridiplantae, Streptophyta, Magnoliopsida, Aquifoliales, Aquifoliaceae. The record is from the annotation of a GenBank genome assembly.
GAAGCUUGACAGGGUGCUCGUUAGUGAAGCGUGGAACAUUAAUUUUCAACAAUCAGAAGCAAUUUUUCUACUUGCAGGUGCUUCCGACCAUUGCCCUUUCACUCUCAAAAUUGGACAAGAAAAAAGGAAAAGAAGGAGCCCCUUUAAGUUCUUUGACUUUAUGGCAGAAAGGGGGGACUUUUUAACUACUAUGGAAGGGAUCUGGAGGGAGCCCAUUCAAGGAACACAACAGUUCCAGGUUAGCUGCAAACUCAAGAAACUUAAGGCCAUUUUCAAAUCUAGAAGUAAAGAGGUGGGAUAAGUAUCUGCAAUUGCAAAGGAAGCAAAAGAGGCUUUGGAAAGGUGCUAAAGCAGAUUAGCUCACAAUCCAAUGGAUUAUAGCCUCAAAGUCCAAGAAAGACAACUUUUAGCUAGCCAAUCCAAUGCGGCUAGAAAUGAAGAAUCCUUUUUCAAACAGAAAUCAAGAGUAUUGUGGUUGAAGGAGGGAGACAAAAAUACAGCAUACUUUUUCCAGACUAUGACUAAGAGGAGGAACAGAAAGAAAAUCCUGUCUCUCCAAACAGAAAAUGGGGUCACAAUCGAAGGAGACAUAACAGUGAAGAGAGAAAUUGUGGAGUUCUAUCAGCAACUGCUUGGAAGUAAAAGCCCUACUAGUAGUGGUCAAGCAAGGAAAAGAAUUCUUUUCUGCAUGGUGCAUCCAAAACUUAAUGAACAGCAGUCGAAAGACAUGAUAAGAGAGGUUUCUGCGGAUGAGAUAAGGGAGGUGUUUUUGGAGGCUUGGCCAGUGAUAGGAGGCGAUGUUAUAGGUGCAAUUAGAGAGUUUUUUUCCACUGGGAACAUGUUGAGAGAAUUCAACAAUACCAUCAUCACCUUGGUACCCAAAGUACAAAAUCCCACAACUAUGGGGGAGUUCAGGCCUAUUUCAUGCUACAAUGUGAUCUACAAAGCAAUCUCCCAGAUCAUUGCUAAUAGAAUAAAAAAGUAUUUGAAUGGCAUUAUCAAUCCUAGCCAGUCAGCCUUUAUACCAGGGAGGAGGAUCAGUGAUAACAUUCUCUUAGCACAAGAGAUUAUGAGGGAUUAUCACAAGGAGAGGGGUUCACCUAGAUGUACUGUAAAGGUCGAUAUCAUGAAAGCUUGUGAUACCAUUGAUUGGCAGUUCAUAAUUGACACAUUAGAAGCUUUCAAUCUUCCUGCUAGAAUGAAGAGCUGGAUAUGGUCUUGUAUUGCUUUUCCUAAGUUCUCAGUGAACAUUAAUGGAGAACUUGAAGGAUUUUUUCCCAGUGCAAGGGGGCUAAGGCAAGGGGAUCCUUUGUCCCCCUACCUAUUUGUUUUGGCUAUGGAGGUCCUCUCAUUGUCAACAAAUCAAAGAAUCAACUCCAACGCUCAGUUUAAGUUCCAUUGGAGGUGCAAAAAGCUGAAGUUAUGUCAACUCACAUUUGCUGAUGAUUUACUGAUGUUCUGUCAUGGGGAUAUUCAAUCUGCUACGACAUUAAAGGAGGCUUUAAACCAAUUUCCAUGGCUAUCAGGAUUACAAGUUAAUCCCAAGAAGAGUUCUUUAUUCAUGGCAGCUGUUGAUCCUCAAGACACGAAGCAAAUUAUUGAUUUAUUUGACUUCCCUAAAGGCAACCUGCCCAUCAGGUACUUGGGGAUUCCUCUGAUCUCCACCAGAAUGAGGACUAUACAUUGUCUCCCUCUUAUCAAAAUAAUUGAAAGCAGAGUCAAGAGCUGGACAAACAGGUUUCUUUCAUAUGCAAGGAGGAUGCAGCUGAUAACAUUUGUGCUUGGUAGUAUCCACAUUUUCUGGUCAUCUCAUCUUACCAGUGCAAGUUUUGGAUAAGGUUGAGCAGAUAAUGAGAGCUUUUCUGUGGAAAGGGGUUGAGCUGACAACUUCUGGGGCAAAAGUAGCUUGGAUUGAGAUAUGCAGACCAAAACAUGAGGGAGGCCUGGAAAUUAAAUGUCUUAAGGAAUGCUCUCAUGAUGAGGUACAUGUGGCUAUUGUUUGUGGCUAUUGUUCAAUGAUAAAGAGAGCCUAUGGACCAAGUGGAUCCAUGCUUAUCACCUGAAGGGCAGAAGCCUCUGGGUAGUAAAGGGCUCUAGCACUAGCUCAUGGAACUGGCAAAACCUACUGAAAGCAAGGAGGUUGUUCAGACCACACCUAACACAUUUGAUUGGGAAUGGUGAAUCCACUAGUCUUUGGUAUGAUAAUUGGCACCCCAAUGGGCCCCUCACAAUGAAUUGGGAUCCCAGGAUAAUCGCAGACUCUAGACUGCCCAGGGAAGCAAAAGUGAGUUGCAUCAUAACCAACAACCAAUGGCAUUGGCCUUGGGGCACUACUGCUGAAAUCAAGGAAAUAGCCAACUCAAUGCCAGCAUAUGUUCCUAAUCAAGCAAGAGAGGAUAGGGUUAAAUGGAAUCCUAGUACAAGUGGGAAGUUCACAACCGAUUCUGCUUAGGUUAUUUGGAACAAGCUUAUGACUAUGAGCUCUCAAGCUUGGCAAUAUAGAUGCUGGACUGAUUUUAUUCCCUGGGCUGCUCUACUUUGGAAAGGCAAUUCCUUAUUGACUGUGUUAAAGAAAUUAUGCCUCCAAACGACUGUCUACUACCUAUGGAGGGAGAGGAACAACAGGCUCUUCAGGAAUCAAUUCAUGGACCAUGAUUCAACACUACACAGUAUAUUGAUGGUCAUUAGGGACAAAAUGGCUUCACUAAGGUUUGAUAAUUGUCAACAUAACCAGCAGGUAGCAAUGCAAUGGCAGUUACCAACUCAAUGCCUAAAUGCAUAGUGUUUGUGGCAAGGGAAAUCUUUCCUUCCUAUGACGUGAGAUCUUGGAUUGCUAUCUUGCAAAUCAGUGGGUUAACUGGCAGAAUAGUACGGAAGCGUGCACUCUUAGGAUCUCUCUGGCUUUUACUGUUUACUAUCUAUGGAUGGAAAGAUUUUACAGGCUAAUUUUGAUGCUUGUUGCAUCAAUGAUUUGAUGUUUACAAGGCUUGCCUCCAUUCAUCUCGGUUUGGGAUUCUUGGGGAAGUAUUGGCUCAAGGCCUAUACUUCUCUCAGAAUUCCUAACUUGAGAUGGAUCUCUGUUUUUAUUUUUUGAUUUACGAGCUUGGGGCUGCCUACUUGAUGUUUGUUGCUGUUGUGUUGUGCUGGGCUGCUUUGCUUGCUGCUGUGUUAUGCUGGGCUGUUUUGCUUGCUGCUGUGUUGUGAUGGGCUGUUUUGCUUGCUGCUUGAUGUUUGUUACAGCUGCGUUGUUGAUGCUGAUUUUUGCUAUAGCAAAUGGCUUGCUAUGGGUUCAUAUGAACCAUUGUUCUUUGUGUUUGUUCUCUUGUCGUACUUGGUCUGAUCUUGCAUAUCAGUGGUGUUAAGGGGAUUGUGUUUUGAGCCUCGGUUUUUUGAAUUUUUUAAUGUUUGUUUUUGGGUCCUACGUGACUUCAUUGUACAUUUUAUGGCUGAUUACCCUUGUAUAUUUGUUUUAUUUUAAUA